AUGUCUACAAUUACAAAAAAUCCAUCGACUAUUACUAAGCCAGCAUCAACAAUGGAAUCAUCAUUUUAUCCUACAACUGAAGUUCGACGUAAAUGGUGGAAAGAAUCUAUAGCAUACCAAAUUUAUCCACGAUCAUUUCAAGAUUC
Molecule: messenger RNA, 146 nt
Organism: Rotaria sp. Silwood1
Lineage: Eukaryota; Metazoa; Rotifera; Eurotatoria; Philodinida; Philodinidae
Source: the annotation of a GenBank genome assembly